Molecule: messenger RNA, 2124 nt
Organism: Styela clava
Lineage: Eukaryota; Metazoa; Chordata; Ascidiacea; Stolidobranchia; Styelidae
Source: RefSeq, a predicted model, not a curated record
AUGGCAACAAUUGGAAACAUGGGGAAACAGAAUCAUAUGGAGUCGCUGGAAAUCCCACAAUCCAUCAAAUAUCGAAUAACAUCUGCAACUUUAACUUGCUCAUCUCAUGGCAACCACAUAAAAUGCUGUGGCAUUCCCUCACAAAAUAGAAUUAGGUCCUUCCCGAGAUUAAUCAACAAUAUGGCUGGAUUCACCAACAUCUGGGAAACAGUCAACACAAAUCACCAGUCUGUCGCCUGUCACAAGCUAUCAAAUCAAAGGGUCAGCUUAACCUCGGAUCUGGCUGCAUCUCCAGCUUCUAAUAAGCAGUCAAGUAAAAGACUGUUCAAUGUAACAUUGUCACUGUCGCAUUCAUUUCAACUAGAACCAAAUCGCAAUUAUUCCACUUCAAUAAAAAUAUUCAAUUGUGCCGGAGCGAGUCAAUCAAUCGAUUCAAGUGGAUCUUGCACUGGAAGACCAGGAGUCGUCAAAUGUGUUGAUGGAUUUGAACUUCUGCUGUUUUCCAAUGAAAAUAAAAACUACACUGAAGCAAAAUCAUCUUGUGAAUCUCAGGAAAGUUAUCUCGUCAAAGUUGAUAAUCAAAAUAUAACCGACGCGAUAAAGCCUGUACUUGAUCAAAUCAGAAAGCCUUUUUUCAUUGGAGGGAACGACAUAGCUAAAGAAGGGGACUGGAAAUGGCAGGACGAAACUGACGUAAUAAUGAGAGGAGAAGAAGGAUAUCAAAACUGGGGCUCUGUAGAACCAAACAGUGGUGGAGAGGGAAAUGAGGAUUGUUUGAUUGUUGGUUUCUAUGGAAACUCUUGGGUAGACUAUACGUGCAAGGAAAAAAUCAAUUAUAUUUGCCAAAAAAAGUUUCAAGGUCCUUUCCUGACAGUAGAAAAAACAAGUAAAGCGCAGAGAACUUGUGCUAAGACCAAGUGUAACCCGGGUAAUAAUGUUGAAUGGUAUGCAAAAUCCUUGAUACCAACAGAUCCUAACAAGAGUGUUUAUCAAACAAAGAAAUCUGGAUCAGCAAUAUUACAUUUACAAAACGCAGAUAUAUCAGAUGCAGUAGACUAUUACUGUUCGUCGUGGUUAAACGGUGUUAAAAAAGGAGAAUAUACAUUUAAACAUGAAGUUGAGGGGACUCCAACAAUUACCCAUAUUCAGAAAUACACUUGCAACUCCAGUUUGUUAAUCUCGUGGGAACCUCACAAAAAUGCAGUUGGAUUUCCUCACAAAAUUUUAGUAGGAGAACGAUGGCACGAAGUAAAAUGGGUUACACCACAGAAACUGCAGACACAGUCGACAUUAAUAAACAAUUUAGAUUCGGAUACAACUUAUGAAAUAAGGAUUAGAGCAUGCUUAUCAAGCGAUGUUUGUACACAAAUGGUGAACAUAUGGCGUGAAGUAAAAACAGGUGGAAAAACUCUGAGCGCAAAAUAUGUUUCCUUUAAACAAAUUGAGGAAAAUGAAACCUGCGUUAUAUCCUGGGAUCUGAUUAAUGAAGAAAGCAUAAAAUUGUAUACAGUGGAAUUGGUUUUGAAUUCCAUUCUGGUCACAACGCGGUCUUCUGAAAUACAAAAUGUAGACUCAAACAUAUUAAAUAUGACAUCAGCAACAGAGUAUCAGUUUCAACCAAAGCCAAAUCGGGAAUACUUUGCGUCCGUGGCAAUCUUCAGUUGCGCCGGAUCCAGUAAAUCUUUGCGAGUGCAUGGUGCAUGUAGAGGAAGUUCGAAAGCUCCAACAAUGGUUCAUCCUCCUAAAAUUGUUGGAGAUUCAGGGAUCAGCAAGAGUGGCGAAAUAAAUAUUACGAUACAAAUGCCUUAUGAAAGUAAUGGUCUUAUUAGUUGCAUAUUCGUAAAUGUUGACAUGGACGUCUCUGAAACAAGCACUGAAUUUACAAUGGAUGAUUUGAUUACCUUCAACAGCACAGCGGAUGGGGAAAAAUACAUCGCACUGGCAAUUGAGGUUGCGAGUAUGAAAGAAAAGACUCUUAAUGUUACACUCGGAGACGAGUCAGUAACUCAAUGUGAUAUCGCAGGAUUUGAAACGACACAUGACGUGCCGAUGGAAACCGAUUUCUUAUUCAUCGGGACAAAUAGGAAAUUGAAGAAAGAAAAUUCCCCAAGGUUCCUGGUGUAA